This is a messenger RNA of Dipodomys ordii (Ord's kangaroo rat), 1840 nucleotides long. RefSeq names its product cytochrome P450 2S1. The transcript has 10 exons. Gene Ontology annotation, cellular component: cytoplasm; intracellular membrane-bounded organelle. The coding region runs from base 1 to 1461 and encodes 486 amino acids. The record is from RefSeq and is a predicted model, not a curated record. NCBI's taxonomy places the organism in Eukaryota, Metazoa, Chordata, Mammalia, Rodentia, Heteromyidae. Gene Ontology annotation, biological process: xenobiotic metabolic process. Gene Ontology annotation, molecular function: oxidoreductase activity, acting on paired donors, with incorporation or reduction of molecular oxygen, reduced flavin or flavoprotein as one donor, and incorporation of one atom of oxygen; iron ion binding; heme binding.
AUGGCUCAGUUGGUAGGGCGCCAGCCACCCCUGGGAGGAGGGGAGAGAGUCGACCUGCAGAGAUGGAAACUGCUGCCACUGCCUCUACUGGGUAACUUCUUCCAGCUGCGUCCUGGGGCCAUCUACUCUGGGCUCAUACGGCUGAGUAAGAAGUAUGGGCCCGUGUUCACGGUGCACCUGGGUCCCUGGCGGCCCAUGGUGGUGCUGGUGGGUCACCAGGCUGUCCAUGAGGCCUUAGGAGAUCAGGCCGAGGAAUUCCACGGGCGAGGAAGGCUGGAAACCUUGGACCGGACUUUUGACGGACACGGGGUUUUCUUCGCCAAUGGGGAGCGGUGGAGGCAGCUGAGGAAGUUCACGCUGUUGGCCUUGCGGGACCUGGGCAUGGGGAAGCGAGAAGGCGAGGAGCUGAUCCAGUCUGAGGUGCACUGUCUGCUGGAGGCAUUCCAGAACACAGAAGGACAGCCCUUCGACCCCUCCCUCCUGCUGGCCCAGGCCACUGCUAACAUCACCUGCUCCCUCAUCUUCGGCCUCCGCUUCCCUUAUGAGGAUGAGGAGUUCCGGGCUGUGGUCCAGGCUGCCGAUGGGACCCUGCGAGGGGUCAGCUCCCCCUGGGGCCAGGCCUAUGAGAUGUUCUCGUGGCUCCUGCAGCGCCUGCCCGGCCCCCACAAACAGCUCCAGUGCCACUUAGCCACGCUGGCUGCCUUCGUGGUGAAUCAAGUGCAGAGACAUCAGGAGAGCCUGGCCACCUCGGGUCCUGCCAGAGACCUGGUGGACGCCUUCCUGCUCAAGAUGGCGCAGGAAGAAAAAGACCCACGCACGGAAUUCACAGAGAAGAAUUUGCUGAUGACAGUCACUUACCUGCUGUUUGCUGGGACUAAAACCAUCAGCUCCACCAUCUGCUAUGCCCUCCUGCUGCUGUUGAAAUACCCUCACAUUCAAAAGCGCGUGCGUGAGGAGCUAGCACAGGAGCUGGGGGGCAGCCGGGCCCCCAGCCUGGGUGACCGUGCCCGCCUCCCCUACACCGACGCUGUCCUGCACGAAGCCCAGCGGCUGCUGGCCCUGGUGCCCAUGGGCAUCCCCCACACCCUCACAAGGACCACCCACUUCCGGGGGUACACCCUGCCCCAGGGCACUGAGGUCUUCCCUCUUCUUGGCUCUGUCUUACAUGACCCCAACUUCUUCAAGCAACCAGAAGAGUUCAACCCAGGCCAUUUCCUGGAUGCAGAUGGAAAGUUCCGGAAGCCUGAGGCCUUCCUGCCUUUCUCCUUAGGCAAACGCGUGUGUCUCGGGGAGGGCCUGGCACGGGCCGAGCUCUUUCUCUUCUUCACCGCCAUCUUGCAGGCCUUCUCCCUCGAGAGCCCAUGCUCACCCAGUGCCCUGAGUCUCCAGCCGGCCAUCAGCGGCCUUUUCAAUAUUCCUGCCACCUUCCAGCUGCAGGUCCGGCCUGUUGACCUCUCCUGAUGUAGGAGGAGGAGGAUUACAGGCGUGUGCUACUAUGAACAGAGUCCAUCUGGGAUCAUUGAGUAUAUGCACAGAUAAUACACCGGUCACCCAUGCCGUGUGACUCUGUGUGUUCACAACCCACAUAAACAACUCUCUAGCUUUACAGCCCUCCAUCCUGCCUUCAUUGCCAAUUAAUGAUGCCAUCGCUGGGCACCGGCCACUCACGCCAAUCAUAUCAUGCACUGUCCACUCACAGCACCAUCUCGCCCCCCCCCUAGCAGCUUUCUGCUCAGACCUCCUUGGACCACUGAAGCAAUCCCCAGCCCCCUCUCUGCCCUUUGAUCAUCCAACACCAUCCUCAAGCCCCUUUUUUUGUAACUUACUGUCCCAAAUACAA